CGUACACUGCGAGGGAGGGCCCAGCUGCUGGGUCCUACGGGGCAGGGGUCUGACAUCUGGACGGAGUGGGAAAGCAGCAUCCUGCCCUUGGGGAGUCGGGAGGAGCCCAGUCCUAACCAGCUGUGCAAACAGGAGGAGGAGGAGGUCCCAAGCCUACCCUUGGGAGAGGGGCGAGAGGGGUGGUCAGGCCGCCGGCGCGCCGGCCCCCGCGGUGCGGGUUGCGCCAGCCUCCUCGGAGCCCGACGCAGAAACUUGUUGCAACAACAGGCGACCGCGGGUGCCCCUAGCAGCCAGCGGCGGAGUGGGUGGGCGGGCGAAAGGGAGGGGAAGGCUGGCGGACGCCGCAGCGAACUGGUGGGCAGACCCGGAGUCGCCGCGUAAGCGGGGCCGGCUCAGUGCGGUGCGGCAGGCGCGGCUGUGCGGCAGCGGAAGUCCUUUGUUGCAGCACAGUCCCUGGCAGAGCCAGAACCUCUCCGCGCAGCCCAGCCCGAGCGCCGCGCGCCGCCGCCACUGCAGUUCGCGGCCCCUUCGCCUCCGCCCGCCUUUCCCGCGGCUGAUUUGCCUUAAACUCCCUAAAAUCUCCGCAGCCCCGGUUCCUGCUGCGGCCGGUCUCUAAUUAAUAGAAGAUGGCAAAGCCCAGCCACAGCAGCUACGUCCUUCAGCAGCUAAACAACCAAAGGGAGUGGGGUUUUCUCUGUGACUGUUGUAUUGCAAUUGAUGACAUUUACUUUCAAGCACACAAAGCAGUUUUAGCUGCUUGUAGCUCCUAUUUUAGAAUGUUUUUCAUGAACCAUCAGCACAGUACUGCACAACUGAAUCUCAGCAACAUGAAAAUUAGUGCUGAGUGUUUUGAUCUCAUUUUGCAAUUUAUGUAUUUAGGAAAAAUUAUGACAGCUCCCUCCAGUUUUGAGCAGUUUAAAGUGGCAAUGAACUACCUGCAGCUGUACAAUGUUCCCGACUGCUUAGAGGACAUACAGGAUGCAGACUGUUCUAGUUCGAAGUGUUCAUCUUCUGCUUCUAGCAAACAGAACAGCAAAAUGAUAUUUGGGGUAAGAAUGUAUGAAGACACUGUGGCUAGAAAUGGUAAUGAAGCCAAUAGGUGGUGUGCAGAACCAAGUUCAACAGUAAAUACACCACAUAAUAGAGAGCCUGAUGAAGAGUCUUUACAAUUAGGUAAUUUUCCUGAACCACUAUUUGAUGUAUGUAAAAAAAGUUCUGUGUCCAAAUUGUCUACUCCAAAAGAACGUGUAUCACGACGCUUUGGACGGAGUUUUACCUGUGAUAGUUGUGGAUUUGGCUUUAGCUGUGAAAAAUUAUUAGAUGAGCAUGUGCUAACCUGUACUAACAGACAUUCAUACCAAAACACAAGAUCCUAUCACAGAAUAGUAGAUAUUAGAGAUGGAAAAGACAGUAAUAUCAAAGCUGAAUUUGGUGAAAAGGAUUCUUCUAAAACAUUUUCUGCACAGACGGACAAAUACAGAGGAGACACAAGCCAGGCUGCUGAUGAUUCAACUUCUACCACUGGAAGCCGAAAAAGUAGCACGGUGGAGUCUGAGCUGGCCAGUGAAGAAAAAAGCAGAGCUGCUGAGAGGAAGAGAAUCAUUAUCAAGAUGGAGCCAGAAGAUAUUCCUACAGAUGAACUGAAAGACUUUAACAUUAUUAAAGUUACGGAUAAAGACUGUAAUGAAUCCACUGACAACGAUGAAUUAGAAGAUGAGCCUGAAGAGCCGUUUUACAGAUAUUAUGUUGAAGAAGAUGUCAGUAUUAAAAAAAGUGGUAGGAAAACUCUAAAACCUCGGAUGUCGAUAAAUGCUGAUGAGAGAGGUGGUUUAGAAAACCUGAGGCCCCCUAACAACAGCAGUCCAGUGCAAGAGGAUACUGAAAAUGCAUCUUGUGAGCUGUGUGGACUCACAAUAACUGAGGAGGACCUGUCAUCUCAUUACUUAGCCAAACAUAUUGAAAAUAUCUGUGCAUGUGGUAAAUGUGGACAAAUACUUGUUAAGGGGAGACAACUUCAGGAACAUGCUCAGAGAUGUGGAGAACCCCAAGAUCUGACGAUGAAUGGCUUAGGAAAUACUGAAGAGAAAAUGGACAUGGAAGAGAAUCCUGAUGAGCAGUCUGAAAUAAGAGAUAUGUUUGUUGAAAUGUUGGACGAUUUUAGGGACAGUCAUUUCCAGAUAAACAGUAUCCAAAAAAAGCAGUUAUUUAAACAUUCUGCCUGUCCUUUUCGAUGUCCUAACUGUGGCCAGCGUUUUGAAACUGAAAAUCUAGUGGUUGAACAUAUGUCUAGCUGCUUAGACCAAGAUAUGUUUAAGAGUGCCAUCUUGGAAGAAAAUGAAAGAGAUCACAGACGAAAGCAUUUUUGUAAUCUGUGUGGAAAAGGAUUUUAUCAGCGGUGUCACUUAAGAGAACACUAUACUGUUCAUACUAAGGAAAAACAGUUUGUUUGUCAGACAUGCGGAAAGCAGUUUUUAAGAGAACGUCAGUUGCGACUGCACAAUGAUAUGCACAAAGGCAUGGCCAGGUAUGUCUGUUCCAUUUGUGAUCAAGGCAACUUCAGAAAACAUGACCAUGUACGGCAUAUGAUUUCUCAUUUAUCUGCUGGUGAGACUAUAUGCCAGGUCUGCUUUCAGAUAUUCCCAAAUAAUGAACAGUUGGAACAGCACAUGGAUGUUCAUCUGUAUACAUGUGGAAUAUGUGGAGCAAAAUUUAAUUUGAGGAAAGAUAUGAGAUCACAUUAUAAUGCCAAGCAUUUGAAAAGAACCUAAGUGAUUUUCUACUGUACUAAUGUUUAGUUGAUAGCAGACAAAACACCAAAGCAAAGGAUAUGAGCUAUUUAGAAAUUGAUUUUAUAAGAUGAAUUGUUGGAAAAAAAUUUCAAGGCCCUUUUAUCUUUAAUAUUUUUGUUUAGGAUCUUAAGUAUCUACAAUUUAGGUGUUAUUAAAUGUUUAUCAUUUUUGUUAUUUCUUAAUAGAAUUCUUUGUUUUUAGUUUGUUUUAGCUAUGAUUAAAAUUACUUUUAAAUGUAGACUAUAAGUGGUUGUUACCCCUUCAAUGACUAUUAAACUUUAGUUUUUUAUCAAUAAGGUGAUGACGUCACUAUUUCUAUGUGUUUUUUUUUUUUUUUAAAGUUAUUCUGUGAAAUUUUAAACCCAGCAUCAUUGGCCAUUCCUGUUUAAAUUAAAAAAAAAAAUCAAGUAGUUAGUUAUUGGAAACUAUCCCAUUCACUUUCAGCUUUUUUUCUUUUUGUACAUUGAACAGUGAUUUAAUAAACACUGUUUAUUCCCCCUUCUUAUCAAUGAAAUUCAUAUUCUUCAAUCGACAAGUUUAUUAGGUAGGUUAGAUGUACUGAAUCUAACGUUGAAGGUUGACAUGGGCUCAAACUUGGCCUAAAAAGAUUGAUGGACCUAAGGAAAUUCCUAUAAAUGAAUAUUUCCUAUAAUUGAUAAAAUAUUAUCAUUUAAUAAUCACAUUUAAAACUUAUAUUAAGUGUAAAACCCAAUGACUUUACCUCACUUGAGAAGUUAGUGGGGACAAGUCAUUUUGUUUUGUGAUAUUAAAUUUAACUAUGAUAGUUAAUUAAAAAGACAUAUCUUGUAUUCAUUUAAAAUAAUUUAAAAUAUUCUGAUUUCUAAAGUGUGUUAGUUUAUCAAUUAUUUUUGUUUAUAAAUAGACUUUAAUAGCUCUCUAGGAAUAUGACAUCUAAAGGAAAAUGAUUUUUCACCUUUAAAAUCACAUACUUUUGGAACUUGAGAUUUGAGAAAGCUGCCAUGUAUAUUGAUAAAUCUAAUAAAAUAAAGAAAUCAA
Molecule: messenger RNA, 3806 nt
Organism: Equus quagga
Lineage: Eukaryota; Metazoa; Chordata; Mammalia; Perissodactyla; Equidae
Product: zinc finger and BTB domain-containing protein 1
Exons: 2
Coding region: 627-2768 (713 amino acids)
Biological process (GO): negative regulation of transcription by RNA polymerase II; regulation of cytokine production; regulation of immune system process
Molecular function (GO): protein binding
Source: RefSeq, a predicted model, not a curated record